Aureobasidium namibiae CBS 147.97 is the source of this 666-nucleotide messenger RNA. RefSeq lists its product as uncharacterized. Lineage: Eukaryota; Fungi; Ascomycota; Dothideomycetes; Dothideales; Saccotheciaceae. The transcript has 3 exons. Bases 1 to 666 code for a protein of 221 amino acids. The record is from RefSeq and is a predicted model, not a curated record.
AUGAGUGAUCAAACAACUAAAGAUGAGGCCGCAAAGACUCGCAUCAUCACUCACAUGAAUGCAGACCAUCAUGAUUCGGUCAUUCGAUAUCUCGAAAAUUAUCACCAUCUGCCAGCCUACCAGGCUUACCAUGGCAAGAUCACUGACGCUUCACUCGAGUAUAUCGCUUUUGAAUGUGCUGGCAUGAAGUAUAGGACGGCUUUAGACCCUCCCAUGACCUCUUUCCGGGAGGCUCGAGAGCGUCUGGUUCAGAUGGACAAAGAGUGCCUUAAGGCACUCGAUCGUAGCGACAUCACCAUCAAAGAGUACCCGGUACCAACGGGUCCUUAUCUCGCACUCUUCAUACUCGUAUCGACUGUAUUCGUGGCAUUCAGGACCAGAGCAAACUUCGAAACUGGAAGUAUCAUUGCUGCCAUUGUGCCUGGCUCUUUCGCUCGGUUCUGCUGGACGAUACAACCUUUUAUCUGGUACGGAAUGCUCGCCAUACAUGGAGCCGAGACGUGGCAUAUGUCGAGCGGACGCUUGAGGAAGCACAACGUCAACAUUCGAAGCCGAGUGUGGUGGUUGUGGAUGGCGACGACUUUCAUUGAAGGCGUCGGCGCAUACAACAGAUUCGAUAAGAUGGUGCAGGAGAAGAGGGCGGAAAAGGACAAGCAGAAGCACUGA